CUAGAGAUGCUCAGCUCCCAGGACUUGGAAACCAUAUGGGGAUGGAACAGUCUUGUUCCACCCAGCAUUCAUGGCAAUGUGCAUGGCGCGAUCGAAAUCAAUGUUCAAAAGACACCAUGGGCACCAGCAGUUUGCGCUUGGGAUGGUCAAUUCACUUAUGAGGAUAUCUGGGAACUGUCCGAUCGCCUGUUCCACCGUUUGGCCCAAUAUGGCUGUGAGCCUGGGCAAAUUGUUCCUAUCUGCUUCGAGAAGACUAAAUGGACCAUUGUUGCCAUUCUUGCAGUCCUCAAGACUGGCGCAGCCUUCGUACUCUUGGAUCCAAGUCUGCCCAGAAGCCGUUUACGACUAAUCACGGAGAAAAUCUCAGCCUCGGUCCUUCUGUCUUCGCUCCAGACGGCCUCGUUGGGAAAGUCCCUCUUGGAGAAUACCAUCAUACUUGAUCCUACUGUGCUCCUUGGAGCUGAGCUUGGUCCAAAUUGCAUUUCCUCUGGUUCACAUCAGUGCGACAGACUUUAUGUUUCAUUCACUUCUGGAAGUUCGGGAAACCCUAAAGGAGUUGUAAUCACUCAUGCCAACUACUGCGCUGCCAUGUGGUAUCGGAUCAAAGCUCUUUCACUUGGUCCUCAUUCACGGGUCUUUAACUUUGCUUCCUACGGCUUUGAUGUUGGUAUUGAAGACAUGCUCGCUACCCUCAUGGCUGGCGGAUGCGUGUGUGUUCCGUCAGAAGACGAGCGCAUGAACGAUAUCCUCGGUGCUAUCAAUCGAUUGGAGGCGAAUAGCGCUGAUUUGACCCCUUCGAUGAUGCAUCUGCUUAGCCCAGAAGCUGUGCCUAGUCUGAGAGUCCUGAAAUUAGCCGGAGAGUCGCUUACAUCAGCGAACGUGCUGAAGUGGGCGGAUCGCACGACACUUUUCAACGCCUACGGACCGACGGAGUGCACAGUCUAUUGCACGGUCAACCGAGUCACAUCUCUAGAGACUGAACCGUCGAACAUCGGACGAGGACUGGGAGCCUCAACAUGGAUAGUCGACCCUGAUAACCAUAACCGGCUCACAGCUGUUGGCGAGACAGGAGAGUUACUCAUUGAAGGGCCUCUCGUUUCCCCGGGAUAUCUUGGAGAAGAUGAGAUGACAGCAGUAGCCUUCAUACAUGAUCCAAUCUGGCUGACUCGGGGCUUUGGUACACACAAAGGCAGACGGGGUCGGCUCUACAAAACUGGUGAUCUGGUUGCGUACGAUAAGGAUGGCACGAUCAAAUUCAAAGGGCGGAAAGACACACAGAUCAAGAUCAGAGGACAGCGCGUCGAACUCGGUGAGAUCGAACAUCACCUCCUUGAGCAUCUUCCCAGAGGUGUACAAGUUGUUGUAGAAGCCAUUCAGCCCCUGGACAACUCAUCAUCUCCGACGAUCGCAGCUUUUCUGCUAAUACCGGGCAGCGAAAGGGCAGAUGAUAUUCUGUGUGACACGAUACCAGAGCCUUUGAAAGCAGAAAUACUAGCUCUGAAACCCAGACUCAGUGCUACCAUGCCUGAUUAUAUGCUCCCUACAGCGUACAUUCCUGUGGCAAGAUUUCCAACGACGGCAUCAUGGAAGACGGACCGGAAGGAACUACGAAAGAUAGGCUCGGCGCUAUCCAGAAGAGAAAUCAGUGCUUUCGUCGCUUACCGUGAUGUUAUCGACUCCGAACGACUUUUCAAUGAGGAUGCAAUCCGUGGUAUGUGGGCUGAGCUACUCCGAGUUGAGCCGCGAGAUAUAGAGCGAACAGAUGACUUUUUCUGGCUUGGCGCAACAUCCAUAACGGCAAUGCAACUCACGGUCAUGGCACGGAAGCAAGGCAUACCCUUGACAGUCGCACAGGUUCUCCGCCACCCACGCUUGAUUGAUCUCGCUCGGAUAACUGUUGAUAUCCCACCAGCGAUCCCAACCCGCUACGAUCCUUUCUCUUCUGUCAAUAUAUCGAAUAUCGAUCGUCAUCUCGAAAACCACGUACUGCCAGCACUCGCGAUUGAUCGAGCAGAUUUGGAGGACCUUGCAGAGGCCACAGACUACCAAGUCGCUAAGCUGAGCACGGGACUUACCAGCACCAGAGGUACCACAAACUACAUUAUUCUUGAUUUUCAAGAGCCCGUCUCACACGAUCGACUUGAAGCUGCUUGCAUGAAAGUCGUCACACACAUACCUGUUCUUCGCACGGUAUUCCUAGUCCAUCAACGUCGCGUGUUGCAGGCAACCACUAAGCAUUUUCGGGGAUCAUUUGCAUGCCGACGAGUACUAAGUUCCUUGGAAGCUACUACCAACGAGGUCAUCGAACUUGACAUGCAUCAUGAAGUUGAUCCUGGCAGGAACAUGGUCAAAUUUUGGUUCCUCGGUGGGAAUGGCCGUACUCGUCGCAUCAUAUUGCGAUUGUCGCAGGCAUACUAUGAUGGUCCGACCUUGAUCAAGAUUGUGAAGACUCUUCGAGCUGCAUAUCUGAACGAGAGAUUGCCACCUGUGAUCAAUUUUACAGAAUACAUGUAUUGGAUGCGGAGGGAAAAUCUGUCCAACGAGGCUGAACAAUACUGGCGACAACUACUGGCAGGAUCAGUUGUUACCAAGAUGGUUAACUAUUCAAAACCGUCGUACAAGAAUGUCCUUGACGGUGCAGUCAAUCAGAUCGUGCAAACUUCCCAUUUCCAGGGCUGCGGACUGACUAUGGGUACCGUUAUCAAGGCAGCAUGGGCACUUGUGCUCCGUGAGCUGAGUGGAAAGUCUGACGUCGUCUAUGGUUUCACGACAUGGGGUCGUAACGCCCCUUUCCCGACAAUUUCGGAUGUUGUAGGACCGUGUCUAGACACGAUGCCUACAAGGGUGAAAUUUCGCACGAACAUGACACCCGCAGAACUCAUGGCAUCAGUACAAGAACAGACUAUCGCAGCUUUGCCGUUCGAGAAUUUUGGCUAUCAGAAGCUCGUCGAGCGCUGUACUAGCUGGCCUCGUUGGGAACGCCUGAGCUCGAUUGUCAUGUACCAAAAUCUUGGUGAAGAUGUUGAUCAGAUGUCUUUGGGCGAUAACAUGAUCCUGUCUAGGAGGGCAGUACGUCCACCUUCUGAUAGGGCUGACAUCGCCGUUUACACAAAGCCGCAUGACCUGGGAACGUUUAUCGAGAUCAACUCUUGCAAUACGAGCCUGCCGCCACACUACGCCCGGCUACUACUGCAGAGGAUGUGUCACUUUAUCGAAUAUCUCACUGCUAAUCAUGGUGCUAAUUCUUCUCUCCCACCUAUAGUGCACGCGGACCGUCCCGCCAUUCCUUUCGUUCUUGAAACGUCCAAGACUGAAAACCAGUCUCCACCAGCCAGAUCUUCAAACACGCAAGAAAGCUCUAGUCACGUCAUGAAGUUGGUCAUAGAAGCAUGGAAAUCGAUCAUCGCUUGCAGUGACGAAGAGACAAGAGCAUAUGAAGCCAAAGACGUACCUUUCUAUGACAUCUGGGGGACCCUUACUGCAGCCUGGGGAUUUGCCGACUUCUAUCGGAGAGCUGGCUACGUCACGAGUAUGGAGGCGAUGAUAGAUAAUCCAACAAUCGCGUCGCAAGCUGCAGUUUUAUUCUCUUCAUCAUAUGAUGCGGAAUGCCUGCUUCCUUGGUCGUAG
Aureobasidium pullulans EXF-150 is the source of this 3627-nucleotide messenger RNA. RefSeq names its product amino acid adenylation. Gene Ontology annotation, cellular component: cytoplasm. Lineage: Eukaryota; Fungi; Ascomycota; Dothideomycetes; Dothideales; Saccotheciaceae. Gene Ontology annotation, biological process: secondary metabolite biosynthetic process; amino acid activation for nonribosomal peptide biosynthetic process. The annotation marks the transcript as partial. Gene Ontology annotation, molecular function: phosphopantetheine binding; catalytic activity. The record is from RefSeq and is a predicted model, not a curated record. The transcript has a single exon.